Aphis gossypii (cotton aphid) is the source of this 3794-nucleotide messenger RNA. RefSeq names its product MOB kinase activator-like 2. Bases 791 to 1582 code for a protein of 263 amino acids. Gene Ontology annotation, biological process: signal transduction; positive regulation of protein phosphorylation. The transcript is spliced from 5 exons. Gene Ontology annotation, molecular function: protein kinase activator activity. Gene Ontology annotation, cellular component: cytoplasm; nucleus. NCBI's taxonomy places the organism in Eukaryota, Metazoa, Arthropoda, Insecta, Hemiptera, Aphididae. The record is from RefSeq and is a predicted model, not a curated record.
GUCGUCGUCACACGACGGGACAGUCGUGGUCGAAUCGUUAAUUUAAUAUUAGGCCUUAUAAUAAUAUUAUUAUCGUCGUCGUUAUUUUCCCACUUCGUAUCGGCGCUGAGCUCACGCAGCAGCAGCAGCUGUAGUAGCCAACAACGCUGUAUUAUUAAUUGAUAGCCGUAGCGCAGUAGUAAAAUAGUUAUUAUAACAGUAUUAUAACUACACGGUAGUCGUAGUACGACGGCGUGCGCUCGAUGGUUAUCACGAAAAGUACGCUGUGAUAAGAGGUUUUUUACGUCGUUCCCUCCAGCUUGUUAUUUUUAUUCCCGAGUCAAAACUUAGGACCGCGACAACGACAACGACGAUCGCAAUAAUUACGUUGUCGUGCCCCCAACGAACGAAUGUCUAUGUGCGUUUCGUUCAUAAAUGUCGGUUUGUUCCGUCGUCGUUUCGGCGUCGAUUGAAUUGAUUGCGAUGUGCAUUUGGCCGUCUACCGCCGUCGACGCCGCCACACGAUCGCCGCCGCCGCCGCUGCCGCUGCUGUCGUCGCUGCUGCCGUUGUCGUCGUCGUCACCGCAAUAAUAACAGUAAUACGCCGCGACUCGUGCCCGUGUCCGUUGUUCGACGUCGCCGGACAUGGACACCUGACGAUCGUCACCGGACGUCCGAUCGACAACGCCGCCGCCGCCGCCGUGGUGUUAGCGCGGUAAUCCGCCCGUCAAUACUCGAAUGGUGGACGCUUAGACAAUCCGACAAACUGGACAAGCUACCCGAGUAUCUCCGCGACACCGUGGACUGGUUUAUGGGGAAAGGUCGAAAGGCCAAAGACAAGGAAUCAUUAUGUAAUGAUGAUAAUAAGUUGUAUUUGGAAGAAGCUGUUUUGGAAAAAAAGUUACCUGACAUUGAUCUUAGGAUAUUAAUUGAAAUGCCUAAUGGAAUAGAUUUUAAUGAGUGGCUCGCGUCUCAUACAAUUUCAAUUUUUGACAACACCAACCUAAUUUAUGGAACUGUGUCAGAAUUUUGUACUAUUUCGGGAUGUCCUGAUAUGGUUGGACCAAAUUAUAGAACUUAUUUGUGGUUUGACGAAAAAGGAAAAAAAUCUCGCGUAGCUGCUCCAUUAUACAUAGACUAUGUUAUGACGUUCGUUCAAAAAACUAUUAAUGAUGAAACAAUCUUUCCAACUAAAUAUGCUAAUGAAUUUCCCGUUGGCUUUGAGAUUGUAGUAAAAAAAAUCUUAAGAUUAUUGUUUCAUGUUAUAGCACAUCUUUAUCAUAGUCACUUUCGUGAAUUAGUACUACUAAAUUUGCAUACACAUUUAAAUUGUGUGUUUGCUCAUCUGUCAGUAUUUAACCACCGUUAUCAACUAAUUGAGCUACGUGAAACUGAAAUCUUACAAGAUCUAGUGGUAGCUUUAAAAAUUUUAGGUGAUGAUGAAGAAAUAACUACAGUAGUCAAUGAAUCUACUGAUGAAUAUAAGGACGUCAUCAACAAAGAACCGACCAUGUCUUUAGCAGAUCAACCUAUUAACAUGUUCCCUAAUCCUUCUCCUAUUAAUACAACACAGACUUUAGCUACUCAAAUUGAUAAUUUCUAGUCUAAAAAAUAAAAUGUUAUAAUGCAUUAAGUAUGUUUGUAAUAUAUAUUACAUAAUAUGUUUAAUUAUUCUGUAUAUAAAAUUUCUUGUUAAAUAAUUUAGAAAAUACUUGUUGGCAGACAAUAAACUAAUAUCAAAGCUUUUAAAUAAACUAUAAUAUACUAAGAUACUGUCUAUUAAAGAAUAUUUAUCUUUGUAAUAUAUAAUACACUUUUAUUCAUUAAAAAUGUUAUUAUAUUAAUUUCUCUCAAUUAUUCAUACAUUUUUUUUUUUUUUUUUUUGUUAGAUUCAAAUAGAUUUAACCAUAUAGUCAUUGGUUAGUAUAUUAAAGUAAUUUAUGAAAAUUUUAUUUUUCGUGUAUUAAAUAUUUCAAGUUAUACUAUCUAUGAAAAGUAUAUUAUUUAUAUUGUUUGCCACUAUUCCUAAAAUUAUUUUAAGUGUUUAGAUAAUAUUUUCCAAUUUAUUAAUUCACAUGUUUACAUUGUUAACUGAUUAAAUUAUUGUUAGAACGUCUAAAUUAAAGUUAUUUGAAGACAUUUCUAUUUUGAAUUGUAUAAAUUAUUAUUCUUGUGCACUGUUGUUUAAAUUUGUAUAAUAACUUUUUAACAACUUGUUUCAGCUCAAAUAUUUAUAUUUUCAGAUCUAUACCAUUGUAAUAUGAUUUUUGAGUAUAUAUUAUAUUAUAAUAUUUUUAAAAAAUGUAUGGGUUCCACUCUGGAUAAUUUGUGAACAUUUGUAAUUUUUAUCUUGUCUAUCUUUCUAUCUUUUGUGAUGUAAUUUAUUUAUAUUGUGAUAGCAAAAAUAUGCCUUUUUAAACAUUAUUCAUUUUUGGAAAUUGUACUUAUCUGUAAUUAUUGUUUAAAUUACUUUUUUCAAGCCAUUAAUUAUAAAAUUGUUAAACCACAUGUGUUUAUUAUUACAAUAACACAUGUGAUGGUAAUUAAAUAUUCAAAUUAGAGAAAUAUUACUUUUUAACAUCAUGUUUUUUGUUGCUUUUAAAAGUAUAAAAAUACUUAAGUAUUAAAUUAUUUAGUAGGCUUGGUCAGAUAGAAAAUUUCCAAAAUGUGUUUUUGAUUUUAUUUAUGAUGGCAAAUUAUACAACCGUCCAAUUUUUUCCUUUUAGAAUGUUUUUUUUUCUUUAGUAAACUUUAUGAGAUUAUGUUAUGUUAUUAAUUUUGUUGUUUUUCUUUCUAUUAUAAAACCAUAAAGUAAACUUUGUUAUUAAUGUUUCUUGUUAAACCUUCAUUUAGUACCUAUUUACUACACUGAAAAACAUAAUAUGUUUUCAGAUUGUUUUAUUGUAUUUUUAACCAAAAACAAAUAGCACUUUUGUUAAUAAAACAUUUGAGUUACCUACCUAAUUUAUUAAAAUGUCAUUAACCUUAUUUCUUAGAAUCCUAAAGAAAAUUGGUAUGUCUAAUGUUAUACUAUGAUAAUAAGACGAUUGUGAGUUUUUUUUUAGAUUACAUUACUAUUUAUAAUUAAUUAUUAUUAUGAUUUAAUUUAGUAAUUUAUUCAAUAUACUAAAAUAAUAUUAUGUGAGUAGUUUAUAUAUGUAUCACUUACUGUUUUGGGUGAAAAGUUUAUGUAUGUGUUAAAAAAAAAUUAUGUAUAUUUUUGUAUGAAAAUAUUAAAAAACAAAAAAAAUAUAUAAUAUACAAAUAGGUAUACAUAAAUAUUCAUAUAAUAUAAUAUUAUUUUAAUUAUUAUAAGGCUGAGUGAAUGAAUUAAGGUAUUUAUGAAAUGUUGGUUUAAUUAAAUUUAUUACGUUUGAGAGCACUGUUAUAUUGUAUGUAAUUUAUGGCUUAAAUGCUUUAUUAGAUUAUCUUAAAAUCUGUAUGUCAAUAUACUAUUGGAUCCUUUUUUUUUGUUUUUGCUUUUUUUUUUAGUAGAAAAAUUCUAAAUAAUAAGUCAUUUGGUAAAUAACUACCCAUUAGUUACUAAUAAUUUGUUUACCUAAUUAGAAUAUAUUUUACUGGAGGUUUCUAAUAGAUAUAUUAAAAACAUAUUUAAGUUGGUGUAACUAGUGAGUUCCUUUAUUAAGUAUCUUAAUAGGUUUUAUAUUAUAUAAAUGUUCAUGGUGGAAAAAAUGAUGUAUUUAUUUUAAAAAUAAGCGAAAUUAAAACAGUGUUGUAAUAUUAAGGAUAGUAAUUUGUUAACUAUGUUAUACUUGUUGUUUAAAUUUAAAAUAUAUAUGUAACAAACAUUUUGA